GUAGAACCGGACUUGUGUAGAAAAACAUUUCAUUUCUGAACCUCAACCAUCUCCUUCACCAUGGCUGAAUGGGUUCGAGUGCUGUUUGCGUUGAUCUUCUGUUUCCACACUACAAACGCUGAGAUUCAAUUGACCCAGGAUCCUACUUCUGUCUCUACUUCUCCGGGAAAAACCGUCAAGAUAACCUGUACCCUAUCAGGAGACAGCAUGAGCAAUUAUUACACGAGCUGGUACUGGCAAAAACCUGGCAGCGCCCCCGUCCUUGUGUGGUAUGAAACCUCCAGAGCCUCUGGAAUUCCAGAUCGAUUCACCGGUACCGUGGACGAACCGAGCAACAAGAUGCAUUUAACCAUCAGCAACGUGCGAGCUGAGGACGCCGCAGAUUAUUACUGUUACGUGGCGAAAAUCUUCGGGAAAGGAACCAAACUGAAUCUGAGCAGUCCACAGCCUCCUGUCGUGUCCGUCCUCCGACCUCCAGCAGAAGAAAUCACAGCCAAGGGCACCGCCACCCUGGUGUGCUUGGUGAGCGGGUUUAAUCCGGGCGCCGUGGACAUUGAGUGGACGGUGGACGGCAGUACGAGAAAGAAUGGGGUUGACACCAGUCGGGUCCAGCAGGACGCUGACAACACGUUCAGUGCGAGCAGUUACUUGACCCUGCCAGCCUCAGACUGGAACUCACACGAGCUUUACUCCUGUGUGGUUAAACACGAGACUCAGGCAAACCCGCUGAAGGCAAACAUCGCAAGAUCCGGAUGUAUUUGAGUCAAAAAUCUGAUGUAAUGAGUUGUUGUAUUUGCAAAUAAAUAUCAUG
Messenger RNA from Pristis pectinata (smalltooth sawfish), 811 nucleotides. RefSeq names its product immunoglobulin lambda-1 light chain-like. Bases 61 to 762 code for a protein of 233 amino acids. The transcript is spliced from 3 exons. Lineage: Eukaryota; Metazoa; Chordata; Chondrichthyes; Rhinopristiformes; Pristidae. The record is from RefSeq and is a predicted model, not a curated record.